This is a messenger RNA of Macrosteles quadrilineatus (aster leafhopper), 707 nucleotides long. RefSeq lists its product as uncharacterized. Bases 294 to 689 code for a protein of 131 amino acids. NCBI's taxonomy places the organism in Eukaryota, Metazoa, Arthropoda, Insecta, Hemiptera, Cicadellidae. The transcript has 3 exons. The record is from RefSeq and is a predicted model, not a curated record.
UGAAAGCUUUAUUUUAUACUAAGCUAUUAAUGUUUUAAUAAAAAACACACUAUUAGUUCCACCUGGGUAAUGACACUUGGGUCCGAGAGAACCAGUGGCCUUCGAGUUUUUAAGUUUUUAUCUACCAAUCCAAAUAUUUGUACAAAGAAAAUAUGCCCUACCUUGAGCUAUAGUUCUAUAUUCUGUUUUUACUUUUAACAAGAAGUAGGCCUGAAUGAUGUACACUGCCUAUUUUUGUUCCAGGUAAAUUUUCUUGUAAAGCUUGGAGCAUUGCAAAUGUUUGGUGUUAAUGUAUGAGAGUACUUCACAUGUACACUAUAUUGAUGAAGUUGUCUGCUUAUUUGGGGCCAAAUAAGAAGGAGAGAAAUUUUCUUGGAAAAGAAUCGAAAGCAAUAAAGAUAAUGCUGCGAUUGGCAUUUUGGACAUUUGUGCUGUGUAUGUGGAUGUAUUGGCAAGCCUGCGCUGGAAAUUCGCCACAAAUCGGCUGUGUUUACAUCCGGUUUAGAGCAUUCAAAACGGUGCCGCCAAUUGAGACUGCCGUCGCCUGUGAAGUUUGCGCUGUACCGGAUAUCAUGACAGAAGAAUGCAGAAGGGUUGCUCAGCUAUUAACUUCGCCUUAUAAUCUUUAUUUAUUUCAAUUGUGUUGUAAGAAGUAUUUUUUAAACAGUAAAACUUUCUCCAAUUUAUAGACUACCUAUUAUGAUUCA